Molecule: messenger RNA, 2052 nt
Organism: Sinocyclocheilus grahami
Lineage: Eukaryota; Metazoa; Chordata; Actinopteri; Cypriniformes; Cyprinidae
Product: dnaJ homolog subfamily A member 3, mitochondrial-like
Exons: 12
Coding region: 48-1430 (460 amino acids)
Biological process (GO): response to heat; negative regulation of apoptotic process; protein folding
Cellular component (GO): mitochondrion
Molecular function (GO): heat shock protein binding; ATP binding; protein kinase binding
Source: RefSeq, a predicted model, not a curated record
GCUCGCACAUGCGCAGUCGCUCUCUUGUCGGUGAGUGAGUGGCGAAGAUGGCGUGCUCCGCGCGCUGGAUGGCGGCUGCGGUGUCCUCGGGUCACAGACGGGCCUGCUCUCCUCUCCUGUCCAGCGCGGAUGAAGUCCGUAGGAGCAUCUCGACGCUGUCGGGCCGCCGGGUGUGGACUGCGGUGACACUGAGAGGCAUGACAGCGGUGAGCCCUUCUUCUCAUGUCAUCUGUAAGAUGUGGUUCCACACCAGCUCUCCUGCCAGAAAACAGGAUUUCUACCAGAUCCUAGCAGUUCCACGCACAGCCACGCAGAAGGAGAUUAAGAAAGCUUAUUACCAGAUGGCAAAGAAGUAUCAUCCAGACACUAACAAAGACGACCCUCAAGCGAAGGAGAAGUUUGCACAGCUAGCUGAGGCCUAUGAGGUGCUCAGUGACGAGGGGAAGAGGAAACAGUAUGACACGUAUGGCUCUGCCGGGUUUGACGCGGGUCAGGCCGGUGCGGGACACCAGCAGUACUGGAGCGGAGGGAGCAGCAUCGACCCCGAGGAGCUUUUCCGCAAGAUCUUUGGCGAGUUUUCCGGAGCUCGAGGCUUUGGGGAUUUCAACGCCAUCUUCGAUCAGCCACAAGAGUAUGUGAUGGAGCUCACGUUCGCUCAGGCUGCCAAAGGAGUGAAUAAGGAGAUGAAGGUCCACAUCGAGGACACGUGCCAGCGCUGCAGCGGCAGAGGCCAUGAGCCCGGAUCCAAAGUCCAGCACUGCGGCAGCUGCAACGGGACAGGCAUGGAGACAGUGAAUACGGGGCCCUUCGUGAUGCGCUCCACCUGCCGGCGCUGUGGUGGGAGGGGCUCGGUCAUCACCUCGCCCUGUACGACGUGCCGCGGGACGGGACAGACCAAACAGAGGAGGACCGUCACGGUGCCUGUUCCUGCUGGAAUCGAAGAUGGGCAGACAGUCCGAAUGCCUGUGGGGAAGAAAGAGAUCUUCAUUACGUUCAGAGUCCAGAAGAGUCCGAUCUUCAGGAGAGACGGUGCUGAUAUCCACUCUGAUGUCAUGAUCUCUGUGGCUCAGGCCAUACUGGGCGGCACGGUCAGAGCACAAGGACUCUACGAGAACAUCAAUCUCUCGAUCCCAUCUGGGAUCCAGGCCGACCAGAGGAUCCGGCUCUCUGGUAAAGGUAUUCCACGGGUCAGCGGCUACGGUUAUGGUGACCACUACGCCCACGUCAAGAUCAAAAUCCCAAAGAUGUUGACAGACCGGCAGCGAGCCCUCAUGAUGAGUUACGCGGAGGACGAGACCGAUGUGGAGGGAACCGUCACUGGAGUGACCAGCACCACCGCAGGAGGGGGCAGUAAUCAGACCGGCACAGGACACAAACAGAAAGACCAAGGCUUUUUCUCCAAAUUACAGAAAAUGUUUAGCUCCUCCUGACAGCCACAAACCAGGUAAAAGAUCCACUGGAAAUUGAGACUUUAGUGGAGAUUCAGAUUCACGGUAAACCUGAUGGACAUAGAAGAGAAGCAAGCGAGUCUUCUGCUGCAUUGAGUUCAUCUUGAACGCUCCUCAGAAACUACAAAUGAUGAAGAGCUGUGGAUGCAUUAUUGACUUCUAAGAGAAGAUCCCAGAGGAAUAUGAUCUACACACAUGUACCCGUCUUACCUGAAACUGUGUGAUAUCAGCCUUAGCGCCAACAUGAACUAUAUAGAUCUCGUCUUUGGUCUGUAGUUUUACGUUAAGGUUUUACGUAGUCGGGUCUUUCCUUUUCUGAUGUUUUGAAGCGAUUCAUAAACGGAUGGGAAAUCUUUACUUCAGUAACAAUAUCAUUUCAGAAUCAUUGCAGAAGAAUGUGUUCAAGAUCUUUGUGUGGACACCUCACUGAACGUUACAUCCUUCUGCUUGAUUAGCAGUGUACAUAGACAGCUGUUGAUAUAAAAAUCAUUUUAAUGUGUUGUAGAGUUAAAUAUGCAAUAAUAAUGAUUAAAAUCUGUGUGACAACUGUAAAUGACUUUGUUGUUGAAUAUAUGGUGUGUGUGUUUUAACCUGGUGCAUUAUU